UGCCAUGGGGUUUAUUUUGGCUAAAUGAAGCCAUUAAUACAACAAGACUGCUGUGCAGGUUAAUAAAAGAGCAAACCAUAAAUGGCAAUAGUAACAAAAAUUUAAAACACAAAAUGGGCAAGUGUAAAGCACAAAAGGAAACCAAAGUUAGUCAAACAGAAAUGGCUAUAAGCCUAAUUAGAAAUGCUCAUAGCAGUGUAAGUGAAAUUGAAAAUGACAGUGAGUUACCAGAAAUUCAAGUACCGAUAAAACAAGAAGUUCAGAAACAAGAUGGCACUGUUUGUGACUUGAAUUUAAAGAGGAGCAGGAGAGGGGCUGUGAGAAGUAAAGAAAAACAGAACGCUUGUAUUCAAUCAGAGGAAGUAAGUCUGAAUGAAGUUGCACAUCUGAUUGAAGAAGUUAAAUCUGAAGUAACAGAUCUAAUGUAUGACACUGAAAAUGGUGGUUUUGGUGGUACUGACCAGCCAAUAUGUUUAGAGUCAUCUAGCAUGACCAGAAAACGUGACUGCAGUAGAUCCAACACAUCAAAAAGAAAACUUAUAAGAAAGGCUCCCAAAAGUGAUGAAAAUUUCAACUGCAAGAUCUGUGAUAAAACAUUUUCUACGAAAUAUGUGUACCAGAAACACAUGGCUGUACAUUCAGGAGAGAAGCCAUACAGCUGUGAGAUUUGUGGUGCCUUGUUCUCUCUGCGGGAGUACCUCACCAGUCACAUGACAUGUCACAGCGCUGAGAGAAAGUUCAAGUGUGACGAGUGUGGUGCAGCCUUCUUCCGGAGAGGAAAUCUGAUUGCCCAUAAACAGUCACAUACAGACGUGCGUGAGUUCAAGUGUGAGGUUUGCUCCAAGUAUUUCAAGACAAAGGCGUCACGUGAUGCCCACUUGAAACACCACGGUACCAAGACGCAUGUUUGCCUGAAGUGUGGGAAGGGUUUUAUUAAUGCCACCCUUCUAAGGAAACAUGUCAAUCUACAUGAGGGUCAUAAGCCAUACACAUGUGAGAAAUGUGGGAAAUGUUUCCCGUACAACCAGAGUCUGCAGGAACACAUGUUACGGCACAAGGGGGAGAUGCCUGUAUCCUGUGAUAGGUGUGGGAAAAGGUUCAACAAUGUUAGACAGUUAAAAGCCCACUCCAAGUACCAUGAGCUGAGAACCGACUUCCACUGUUCUCUGUGUAACUUGUAUUAUGAGUCCCUGAAAUCCUUGAAGAAACACUGCUACAUGUCGCACGCCACUGACCACUCGUGCGAGUUCUGUGGGGAAAAGUUCUCCAACAAACGCGUCCUAGCUUCCCAUAGAUUCAAGCAACAUAAGGAUAAGAGAGAGAGUAGGAAGAGGAAGGUUGAUAUCGAAGCUGUUAUAGAGGAUAAGGUGAUGUGUACACUGUGUAAGAGAGUGUUCAUAAACAAGGAAUGCUUGGCUGAUCAUUUGAUUGAACAACAUGAUUGGAAGGAAGUAGACGUUGAAACCUUUUUUCAGGCUAAGGACACAGACAGGAUUAUAACUCUGAGGCUGCAGGAGGAGAAAGGCAAGGAGAACUACAAGGUGUAUUAUAAGGAUGAAGAAAUGGAUGUAUUUGUAACGGUGAAAGAUGGAGAUAAAGGGCUGACUAAUGAGAGUGCUGAUGAAAUAGUUGAUAGGGAACAAAGUGAAGAAGUCAAAUUAGUAACUGAGAGAAAAACUAAUAAAGAGGAUGUAACAGUUACUUCAACUGGUGAUAUCGAUCUCAAUAUUGAAGAUAAUUCAGUCCAGUACAAGUGCAUUUAUGUUGAAGGUGACGAAGCCAUAGUAACAAACUCUGGUGAUGGUUGUAUAACUAUUAUACCUCAGACUUCUCUUGAUAUACCAGCAUCAACAGAUCAUGAGACAAGUAAUGUAGAAAAUAUAUUAUACAAUAUAGUGGAGAAACCUAAUAUGGCUGGCACAAUAAAUGAAAAUGAAAAACUGUAUGUCAUUGUUCCGGACAACAGCCAUGAGGAUGUGAAUAUCGAAAACAGAUUAAAAAUAGCUUCUGGUAUAGAUUUAAACACUGUACAAGAUACAGCUGUGCUAGAAGAUGAGACAAAUAAUGUAGAGUAUGACUUGAGUGAGAGUGAUAAUCAUGUUUUGGUUGAGAGGGAAGAUCACAUAGUUGUGAUAGUUGACAAAGAGAGUGGAGAAGGCACCUUUACCAUAGACGGACAGGAGUUUCAGAUCUUAACUGAGAGCAUUGAAGGUGCUGACCAGGCUGGUGAGAAGAGUAGUGAGAUAAUAGAGGUGUUUAAUGAUCACAUUGGUGAACCACUACACAAUCCAGUAGUCAUUGCCAAUGAUGGAGCUGCAAACCUGUUGUCAAAACAAAAACCUCUUGAUGAUCUUAUUGGAUCCCUUCAGACAAAUGGCAUUAUGGGUAGUUUGGGGAAUUUUGAACCAGGGAGUUCUAACCCAAGCAGUAUUAGUUCCAGGGAGCAAUUAAGUGCGGGAAACAUUCCUCAAACAGUGGAACAUUUAAACAGUUACACAUUUGGCUCUACUAAAGCUCAGACAAAUACACCAAGUAACGGGACAAUGGAGCUAAAUGAAAUCCAUACUGUAGACAGUGAUUAUCGAGUGAAAAAUCGUAUAAGUAAUUCUGGUAAUAUGUUGGAUACAAAUUUGAUUCCUAUUUCCAACAUGGCAUCAGAUAUUGCUAAUUUUGAACAAGCAAUAAAAGCAAAAGCUGAAAGCUUUCAAAGAGUUGAAGAUUAUAAUAACUUUCUGGAUAAAAUGAUGCUUUCAAUUCAAAAGGCUAAAAUAGAACAAAAUUGUAAAUCUGAUUGUACUUAGUACUAUAUUGUUUGUUUGUGUGUAUUAAAAUACAACAUGUUAACAAUGCUUUGUGUUAACAAAACCCCUCAAAUUGAA
Molecule: messenger RNA, 2879 nt
Organism: Mya arenaria
Lineage: Eukaryota; Metazoa; Mollusca; Bivalvia; Myida; Myidae
Exons: 7
Coding region: 114-2801 (895 amino acids)
Biological process (GO): regulation of DNA-templated transcription
Molecular function (GO): RNA polymerase II cis-regulatory region sequence-specific DNA binding; DNA-binding transcription factor activity, RNA polymerase II-specific
Source: RefSeq, a predicted model, not a curated record